Molecule: messenger RNA, 2046 nt
Organism: Vigna angularis (adzuki bean)
Lineage: Eukaryota; Viridiplantae; Streptophyta; Magnoliopsida; Fabales; Fabaceae
Product: ethylene-responsive transcription factor CRF1
Exons: 1
Coding region: 408-1733 (441 amino acids)
Biological process (GO): regulation of DNA-templated transcription
Molecular function (GO): DNA-binding transcription factor activity; DNA binding
Source: RefSeq, a predicted model, not a curated record
ACCAAAGGUUAAGCCAAAAAAACAUUAAAGUAAAUCGCAUUGAUUAAAAUAGAUGGCAUUUAAACCCAGUGUAAGUGUAACUCAUAGGUCUGUUGGAACCUAGCUACUGUAAAAUAGGUUUCAGGUAACAAAAGAAACAGUACUUUUUCAUAGAUUUUCUUCCCUCUCCUCACCCCUUUCUUCUUCAAACCAAUUCCUUCGAUUUCACAUCUUUUAACUUUUCAUACUGUGCCUUUCGUAUCACCAACUGUGCCUUUCAUAUCACCACCGAUGGUUUGCCAGAGUCGUUUUAGUUCAUCUUGUUAUUUUGCAGCAGCUACAUUAUUCCCUUUUCCUGUCAUGUAAACUGUUAAAAUUGAAUAUCUUUAGCGGAAAAAUGUACACUUUUUCUUCGUCCCAGAGGGUACAUGUGGUGGGUGCUGUGUUCUAAGCUUACAACAUUUCUUCUUACAUCUCUUUUAUUCCACGCUGGUGCGAGCAGUGAUGCACGCUGUUAUUCUCUCCUUUUAAACGUAACUUUCGUUGAACCUUCUCGUUCUUUAAUAACUUUAGAAACACUAUUUACCCAUAUUGACGCUACGUUUCUGAUUUCUCUCCCUUUUGAGCUUCUCUCUGACGUGUUCUCUCUUUCCUUUCCCUCUUUAUUUAUAUUCUCCCAUCCCUUCCGCUCGUGUCCACUCUCUCCAUUCUCCAAGGAAUCUGUAUCACUCUCUCUCUUACUCUCUCCUUCUUUCUCUUUUUUUCUUUAUCUUUUCCCUUUCAUUUCUCCGACUCUCUCCACCGUGACCCUCAAUGCUGUUAUGGCUUCGUCUGCCAUCAAGCAAACACAACACCUUAACCGCACCAAACUCCUCGUCCAAGAACACACCCUUCUGAAAAACCAUCACCAUCCCAAACUCGUGCGGAUACGUGUCACCGACGCCGACGCCACGGACUCCUCCAGCGACGACGAGCAGCCCUCCGUGCCCUCCACGCGCCGCAGAGUCAAAAGCUUCGUCAACGAGAUUACCAUCCACGGCGCCCGAGUUAAAGUUGUUUCCAGGAAAAGAAAGGUGAAGUCUGGCGGCGCUCCGGCGCUCCGGCGGCGAACUGGGGCGAGGAAGUUCCGCGGAGUGAGGCAGCGGCCGUGGGGGAAAUGGGCGGCUGAGAUAAGGGACCCGUCGCGCCGCGUGAGGCUGUGGCUGGGCACUUACGACACCGCCGAGGAAGCCGCCAUUGUGUACGACAACGCCGCCAUUCAGCUGCGCGGCGCCGACGCGCUCACCAAUUUCAUAACGCCCCCGGCGGAGGACAGAAAAACCGGUUACUGCUCCGGCGAGGAGUCUCCCAGUGAGGAGCUGCGUUCCCCCACUUCGGUUCUUCGGUGCUGUUGGGCGUCCGAGGAAGCUGAAUCGGUAACCGCAAACGACGCGGUUGGUCCGGCGAGCGAGUGCGAACAUUCAUGGUUUUCAGAGGAUAGUAAGUUGAAAGAUGAGUCAGUGUUUGGUAUUCCUGAGGACGUUGUAUUCGGAUUUGAAAGCACUUUGGAUAUGUUUGACGAGUGUGAUAACAACGUUGCAGAGAGCAGUGGUAUAUUCUUGGGCGAUGAUUUUGAUUUGAGUGGAUGCUUUGUUAGUGAGAAAGAGAAUUUAGAUUUGGGUUUUGGUUUUGGGUUUACGAGUUGGCAAAGAGAGUGCGAUAAUUUCCAAGACAUUGGGGAUUUGUUUGUUUGGGAUCCUCUUGUUGCUCUUUGAUUCAGACACCAUUCUCGUCUUGUAAUUCUAUGCCAACAACCAAAAGGUUGCCAUCAGUUUUGUUUUCUGGGGUUUUAGGCAAAAAAACAUGUUUUUCUUUUUAAUUUUCCUUUUCGUUUUCGAUUGACAUGAGUGGUAGUAUUUUUGAAAGGAGAGAAAUUUUCUAUUUUCUUAUUUUCUUAUUUUCUAUUCCAUCAUAUGUUUAUUAACACUGAUCGUAAAACCGUGCGUCCCACGGAGCCACCUCUGUUCUGUGUCUUGUAAUAUAUAUAAAAUUCUUCUGUCUCGUAAGUUAGUCGUUUUGUUUUAUUUA